AUGAAGAGUUUCCUUAUUCUUCUAUUUCUUAUUCCGCUCAUUUCAGCGAAUAAAGACAAAGACUCCGUCGAUUCCUCUUUUCCAUUGAUCGCUUUGAUUAUCUCCGUUGUUGCGCUCGUUCUCUCGAUUAUCAGCAUCGUUCUUGCAGUCAUUAUUCUACGCAUGUUCCUCAAAGCGAAAAAGGGUGUCGGAAAAUUGGGAAGAUUGAUGAAGAGU
Molecule: messenger RNA, 216 nt
Organism: Mesorhabditis belari
Lineage: Eukaryota; Metazoa; Nematoda; Chromadorea; Rhabditida; Rhabditidae
Source: the annotation of a GenBank genome assembly